This is a messenger RNA of Colletotrichum acutatum, 570 nucleotides long. RefSeq lists its product as uncharacterized. The record is from RefSeq and is a predicted model, not a curated record. Lineage: Eukaryota; Fungi; Ascomycota; Sordariomycetes; Glomerellales; Glomerellaceae. The transcript is spliced from 2 exons. Bases 137 to 433 code for a protein of 98 amino acids.
ACAACGUCGCCCCAGAAAAUUGCCAUCCAUCACCGACCGACCGACCCAGUAUAACUUCCUUUUACGACACCGGUAAACUGCACCCAUCAUCCAUCAGACUCAGUGUAGGUCAUCUCAUUCGAAUUCUUUGGUCAACAUGAUGCCAAUCUCCUUCAUGAUGGUCAUUCUUGGUGGAAUAACGAUUUCCCUGGCCACUGCCAUCCCAAAGACUUCCCCCCCAAUGCGAGAGCAGGAUAUUUUCCCUUGCAAUUGUAUCUUUGUGGUCAACAAAUGGAAUUCUGUCCGUGCAGAUCGCAUUGCUAGCUACGAUUGCUGUUAUCUGGCGGGAGGUCGAUGGAACAGCGCAACAUGUCCUUUGAACUAUCGAAACCCGCAAGAAGUAAGACGAUUCUCGAAAUGCUGCGAAAAGAAUGGAGGCCUUGGAUGCAUCUAGAAAGUGAGGUGGCACUUGCGACCCAGCUAAUCUACGGUUCGAUGAGACUUUCAAUUUUACAGCGAGGCCUUUUCUUCGUACACUGCGAACACUCAAGAUCCCGCGUCCGAUGGUCUGCCCUCUGAUAGCGAGAAUCU